Molecule: messenger RNA, 753 nt
Organism: Leishmania braziliensis MHOM/BR/75/M2904
Lineage: Eukaryota; Euglenozoa; Kinetoplastea; Trypanosomatida; Trypanosomatidae
Product: putative proteasome alpha 1 subunit
Exons: 1
Coding region: 1-753 (250 amino acids)
Biological process (GO): ubiquitin-dependent protein catabolic process
Cellular component (GO): proteasome core complex; cytosol; nucleus
Source: RefSeq, a predicted model, not a curated record
AUGAACCGCGCAGGCUUCGACAAGUACAUCACCGUCUUCAGCCCCGAGGGCUCGCUGUACCAGGUGGAGUACGCGUUCAAAGCGGUCACCUACCCUGGUCUGCUCACGAUUUCUAUCCGCUGUAAAGAUGCCGUUCUGGUGGUGACGCAGCACCAGAUUCCCGAUCGCCUUAUGCGUCCUGACUCGGUGACAGCGCUCUAUGAGGUCACUCCGGGUAUUGGCUGCUGCAUGACUGGCCGCGCACCCGACGGGCGUGCCCUGGUGCAGCGCGCACGGGAGGAAGCGUCGGAUUACCACUACCGCUACGGUGUGCCGAUCCCAAUAGCGGUGUUGGCGAAGCGUAUGGGCGACAAGGCGCAGGUGCGUACCCAGCAGGCUGGCCUGCGGCCGAUGGGCGUGGUGAGCACCUUCAUCGGCAUGGACCAGAGUGACGAGGACGGUUUACUGAAGCCGAAAAUUUACACCGUCGACCCGGCCGGCUGGACUGGCGGGCAUAUCGCCUGCGCUGCUGGCAAGAAGCAAGUUGAGGCAAUGGCAUUCUUGGAAAAGCGCCAGAAGAGCACCGAGUUUGACACACUGACGCAGAAGGAGGCGGCGAUGAUCGCGCUGGCGGCACUGCAGAGCGCGAUCGGCACGGCUGUCAAGGCGACAGAGGUGGAGGUGGGCCGCUGCACGGCGGCCAACCCGACCUUUCAGCGGGUGCAAAACUGUGAGGUUGAGGAAUGGCUGACCGCCGUGGCCGAGGCGGAUUGA